CUGCAUGCGGUUGCUGCCUGGCCUCAGUUUAGGCGGUUUUCUGAUGUCGGCGCUGCUGGCCCGCUCGGCCGCCCUCAACGCUGCCGCAGCAGCUCGCCGCCUCCCGGCUAGCACGUGCGGGCGUGCGGCAGCGGCUCUGCCGCGCCUGCUCGCAGCACCGGCCAUGGGCAGCCGUCGCUGCAGCGGCCUGCGAAUGGCAGACCAGAGCGCGGUAGCAGAGGCUCCGGCGCCGCCCGCGCCGGUCCCGCUGCCGACCAACGCUAACGAGCAGCUGCUCCGCAUCCGGCACUCGACGGCGCACGUCAUGGCGAUGGCGGUGCAGCGGCUGUACAAGGACGCGCGCGUGACGAUCGGGCCGUGGAUCGAGAAGGGCUUCUACUACGACUUCGACCGGCCCGAGCCCUUUGCGGAGAAGGACCUGCGCCGCAUCAAGAAGGAGAUGGACAAGCUCAUCGGCCUCAAGCUGCCGUUCCGGCGCGAGGAGCUGAGCUUCGACGAGGCAAAGGCGCGGAUCGAGGCGGCGGACGAGCCGUACAAGCUGGAGAUCCUCGACUCGAUCGUCGCAAAGGACCCCGACGCGCCCAUCACCAUCUUCCACAUCGGGGAGCCCGGCAAGGCGAACUGGUGGGACCUCUGCGCCGGCCCGCACGUCGAGCACACCGGCCAGCUGCCCAAGGACGCCAUCGACCUCGAGUCGAUCGCGGGCGCGUACUGGCGGGGCGACGAGGCGAGGCCGAUGCUGCAGCGCAUCUACGGCACCGCGUGGGAGAGCGCGGAGCAGCUGGCGGAGCACCGGCGGAUCCAGGAGGAGGCGAAGCGGCGGGACCACCGCGCCCUCGGCAAGCAGCUCCGCCUCUUCUCCAUCCAGCAGGAGGCUGGCGGCGGCCUCGUCUUUUGGCACCCGCGCGGCGCGAGGGUGCGGCGGCUGAUGGAGGACUUUUGGCGCGAGGCGCACACAGCGGGCGGGUACGAGCUGCUCUACACGCCGCACAUGGCGUCGCUCGACCUGUGGAAGACGUCCGGCCACUUCGACUUUUACGCCGACGGCAUGUUUGACCAGAUGGAGGUCGAGGGGGCGCAGUACCAGAUCAAGCCGAUGAACUGCCCCUUCCACGUGCUGACCUACAAGGACGAGAAGCGCUCGUACCGCGACCUGCCGCUCCGCUGGGCGGAGCUUGGCACCGUCUACCGCUACGAGCGGUCGGGCACGCUCAACGGCCUCUUCCGCGUGCGCGGCUUCACGCAGGACGACGCGCACAUCUUUUGCCUCCCGGAGCAGCUCGCCGACGAGAUCCAGGGCCCGACCCGCGUGCUCGACCUGACCGAGACCAUCCUGACAAAGUUCGGCUUCACCGAGUACGAGGUGAUGCUCUCCACGAGGCCCGACAAGGCGGUCGGCUCGGACGAGAUCUGGGACAAGGCGACGAGCGCCCUUCGCGAGGCGCUCGGCGCAAAGGGGUGGGAGUACGACGUCGACGAGGGCGGCGGCGCCUUCUACGGCCCAAAGAUCGACAUCAAGAUCCGCGACGCCAUCGGGAGGCUCUGGCAGUGCUCGACGAUCCAGUGCGACUUCAACCUGCCGCAGCGGUUCGGCCUCGAGUACGUGUCGCCGGACGGCGGGCGCGAGCAGCCGAUCAUGCUGCACCGCGCCAUCUUCGGGUCGCUCGAGCGGUUCUUCGGCGUGCUCAUCGAGUCGACGGCGGGCGACUUCCCCUUUUGGCUCGCGCCGACGCAGCUGCGGCUGCUGCCCGUCUCGGACGACUACCGGCCGUACUGCGACGCAGCGGUGGCGCGGCUCAAGGCGGCGGGCAUCCGCGCGGAGGUCGACCCCGGCGGCCGAUCCGUCGGCAAGCAGAUCAAGGUCGCCAACCAGGACAAGGUGCCCAUCCUGUCGGUGGUGGGCGAGGCCGAGGUUGGCGCGAACGCCCUCAAGCUCGAGAUGCGCAAGGGGGGCGAGCUGGGCGAGCUGCCGCUCGAGCGCGCCAUCGAGGUGCUCGCGGCGGCGGCGGAGAAGGCGGUGGAGCCUAUCGAGGCGCUGUGA
Molecule: messenger RNA, 2041 nt
Organism: Emiliania huxleyi CCMP1516
Lineage: Eukaryota; Haptophyta; Isochrysidales; Noelaerhabdaceae
Product: threonine-tRNA ligase
Exons: 13
Coding region: 5-2041 (678 amino acids)
Biological process (GO): threonyl-tRNA aminoacylation
Cellular component (GO): mitochondrion; cytoplasm
Molecular function (GO): threonine-tRNA ligase activity; ATP binding
Source: RefSeq, a predicted model, not a curated record